Molecule: messenger RNA, 1384 nt
Organism: Helianthus annuus (common sunflower)
Lineage: Eukaryota; Viridiplantae; Streptophyta; Magnoliopsida; Asterales; Asteraceae
Product: DNA-damage-repair/toleration protein DRT111, chloroplastic
Exons: 2
Coding region: 105-1214 (369 amino acids)
Biological process (GO): mRNA cis splicing, via spliceosome
Cellular component (GO): precatalytic spliceosome
Molecular function (GO): RNA binding
Source: RefSeq, a predicted model, not a curated record
UCAACAUAUUUUCCCCAAAGAGCCCUAUUGUUAUCCCAACACAAGCAAUUCUUGUCUGUUUUGUUCGAUUGAUCGAUCAUCAAGCAAAGCAAAGCAACAAUACAAUGCUGGGUGGAUUGUACGGAGACCUACCUCCACCUUCGUCCACAUCCACAGAUGAGGAUUCCCACUCCAAAACCCUCAAUCCCUCCUCCUCAUCCUCAUCCAAUGUCUGGUCCAGCUCCGUUAAAAUGGCUCCCCCUACUCUCCGCAAGCCCUCACACAUCCCACCCCCCAAAACCCUAAUUAAACCCCAACAAAGCAAACCCAGAGCCCCCCCGGUGGUUGCCGACGUCAGCACAACGCCGUUCCAACCGGCACUUGUGGGAGUGACAUCGUCGGUGAAUGAGGAGUACGAUCCCGCCAGACCCAACGAUUACGAGGAGUACAGGAAGGAGAGGAAGAGGGCGGAGAUGAAGAGGGAGAUUGAUAGGAGGCGACAGGAGGAAGAGGAGAGGGAGAGUAAGGAGAAGAGAGAUAGGGAGAUGAAUAUAUCAGGUGAGGAAGCGUAUAAGCGGCGUGCGGCCAUGAGUGGUGUGCCCACUUCACCGCCGCCUUCGGGUGAUGGGGAUGGGGAUGGGUUUAGCAUUGAGAAGUCUGAGUCCGGGGGUUUGGGUGUUGGGGCGGGUGGACAGAUGACUGCUGCCCAGAGAAUGAUGGCUAAAAUGGGGUGGAAAGCCGGGCAGGGGCUUGGUAAGCAGGAGCAGGGGAUUACCACUCCCUUGAUGGCCAAGAAGACCGAUAGGAGAGCCGGUGUUAUUGUCAAUGCCAGUCAGCCUAAGCAGCAGCAGCAGCAGCAACAGCCCCCCGAAAAGAAACCUAGAGGAGGUGUUACCAUCAAUGGUCACCCUACCAAAGUUGUGCUUCUUCGGAACAUGGUGGGUCCCGGGGAGGUAGAUGAUGAUCUAGAAGCGGAGGUUGCAGAGGAAUGCUCAAAAUAUGGAACAGUGACGAGGGUGUUGAUAUUUGAAAUAACGGAGCCUAGUUUUCCAGUUGACGAAGCUGUUAGAAUAUUUGUGCAGUUUGAGAGAUCUGAGCAAGCAACGAAAGCACUUGUUGAUCUCGAAGGUCGGUUUUUUGGGGGGAGGGUUGUACGCGCUACAUUUUAUGAUGAAGAAAGGUUUAACACCAACCAGUUGGCUCCAAUGCCUGGAGAAAUCCCGGGUUUCAUCUAGCCUUCCUUCCCAGAAUGUUCUGUUCUGUUUUGUUUUGUUUUCGUGAACUUUUUUAGACACUGCAUCAUGAUGGAGGAUAUGUAGAAGCUGCAUUCUGUAAUCACGAUUUUAAGAUUUGAUUGAUGAUUGGUACCAAAUAUAGCAAAAAGAAAAGACUUGUUUUAGCUAAA